AUGAAAAUGCUUUGGAAACUGACGGAUAAUAUCAAGUAUGAGGAAUGUGAGGUAAGCGCUUCCCCCCGGCCGGGGCAGAGCCUCCGGCCUCGCAGCUGCGAGCGGGAGCCGGCAGCAUCCCUCCGCCUCUCAAUUUCGUUUAGGAAAAACUUCUUGCUCCUUCGCCAAGGCUUCCUUGCGGUCCUGCAGCCGGAGAGGGGCUGGGGUCCUUCCCCCAGGAACUUCGGGGCUUGUGGAAACCCGGCUUUGUCGGAAGUGGCGAAGUCUAAAAACGGAGGGAGAUCGCUGAGGGAGAAACUGGACAAAAUAGGAUUAAACCUGCCAGCCGGGAGGCGUAAAGCUGCUAACGUUACCUUGCUCACGUCGCUCGUGGAGGGAGAAGCAGUACAUCUAGCUAGAGAUUUUGGGUACGUUUGUGAGACAGAAUUUCCUGCCAAAGCAGUAGCUGAAUUUCUCAACCGACAACAUUCCGAUCCAAACGAGCAAGUCACAAGAAAAAACAUGCUUCUAGCUACAAAACAGAUCUGUAAAGAGUUCACCGACCUGCUGGCUCAGGACCGAUCUCCCCUGGGGAACUCGCGGCCCAACCCCAUUUUGGAGCCGGGCAUCCAGAGCUGCCUGACCCACUUCAACCUCAUCUCCCACGGCUUCGGGAGCCCGGCGGUGUGCGCUGCCGUCACCGCCCUGCAGAACUAUCUCACCGAGGCGCUCAAGGCCAUGGACAAAAUGUACCUCAGCAACAAUCCCAACAGCCACACAGACAACAGCACCAAAAGCGGCGACAAAGAGGAGAAGCACCGAAAGUGA
This is a messenger RNA of Egretta garzetta (little egret), 807 nucleotides long. It is a transcript of the gene TFAP2A, whose product is annotated as transcription factor AP-2 alpha. The coding region runs from base 1 to 807 and encodes 268 amino acids. Gene Ontology annotation, molecular function: RNA polymerase II transcription regulatory region sequence-specific DNA binding; DNA-binding transcription factor activity, RNA polymerase II-specific. Gene Ontology annotation, cellular component: nucleus. The record is from RefSeq and is a predicted model, not a curated record. The transcript is spliced from 4 exons. NCBI's taxonomy places the organism in Eukaryota, Metazoa, Chordata, Aves, Pelecaniformes, Ardeidae. Gene Ontology annotation, biological process: regulation of transcription by RNA polymerase II; regulation of cell population proliferation; anatomical structure development.